Molecule: messenger RNA, 2131 nt
Organism: Pecten maximus
Lineage: Eukaryota; Metazoa; Mollusca; Bivalvia; Pectinida; Pectinidae
Exons: 4
Coding region: 191-592 (133 amino acids)
Source: RefSeq, a predicted model, not a curated record
CUGUCUCCAGUGGGUAGUUAGAAGCACCCAUACCCGCCAUUGUGGUGACAAACGGGCGGUGUAAAUAUAUGUAGCGAGUCAUUCCAAGGACAGUCGUCAGGGACAUUCUACCGUUAGGACGGUCGUCAGGUAUAGACCAGUAAAGGUACCCAAGCGCCAACCUUAACAGAACUGAGAUACUGAAGCUGAGAUGGAUAGUAGGGCCUGGUUAUCCAGCAUUUUGUUGUGUGUUACUAUCCAUACAUACCAAUGUCUGGACUACGUCUCCUACAACUACGAGACGGAUAAAGGCCUGUCCGAGCCAUUCUUUCUCAACCUCACCAUUCCAGACAUGUUUUCCUGUUUUUCGCUCUGUCAGCAAAUCAACAAGUGUGACUCGGUCAGUUUUGACACAAAUAACAAGGUUUGUGAGAUGAACGCCAACAACUCAACCAGUGGAUCUCUGUCGGCCAGGACCGGGUACCUCUUCUCUGACGUCACAGCCUCCUCGACACUGGUCGGAGGCUGUGCCACAAGUUCUUGUGCGGAUGAAGAUAUCUGUAUCCUUGACAACGACGGAAAUAUGAGUGGAUGUUCAACUGUCAAAGAGUAGACGGGUCAUCUGUUGUUACUAGCAUAUUACAUUUUUCGUAUCAUAUAUUCUAUGAAACGAGUCUUAGGUUUUAUUUUCGCGAACCUUAAUUACAAUUUAAUAGUCACAACUUACAUUUGGAAAUGUUUGAAAGUAAAAAUGUGGUGGACUUAAUCAAACGGGACUGCAUAUUUUUUUGUGCCACUCACAAUUUAUGACAUCACGUCAUUAUCCCUAUUAUGACGUCAAAUUGAAUUUUUGAUUGACACAGCCAAUAAAAAGCACGCCAGAGUUGUAUUACAAUGCUGACAUACGCCCAACUAUUACACUAGCGAAUUUACAUUCAUUUGUGUUGGCUUUCAUAACGUUCUUUUUUCUUUUUACAAAUGGCUACGCAGGUGCCAUUCAAAAUUUUGCACACAGCAGUGACUUAAGUAUGUGAUGGGAUAAUAGCAUAUAUUUUAGCAUAUUCAAGCACUUGUUUCAAUUAAGAUUAAAUUAUAACCACAUGCCAUACAUCAUUAUAUCUCAAUUUCCUUGGACACAGUUACCAAAUUUCUUUGUAUUUUUGGAACUGUUAUUCGGAUCCAUUUGCUCGUCACGAUCUAUUGAUUAUGUUGUAGUAAACGUGAAACAUGUCCUUUAAUACAACAUAACCAAUAUAUCUACAUACAAAACAAACAACACAAUAGGAUCUAUCUAUAUCAUAUAAUAUAUUCUCUGUUUGCAGCAUCAUCAACAUUCCGGGGGCACCUGUUGUAGUCUGAAUUUUUCUUUCCCAAGGCUAAUUGUUGUGCUAGUUUAGUAUUGUUAAAUGUGUUACAUUGUUUGAGUAUUAUCUAGAACUAAAUAUUUUUACUCACUGUAAAAAUAAUGAAUUUGUACAUCAUUCAUGUGAUUUUUGAAUAUGAUGAUAUGUUGAUGUUUAGUUUAACGACAGAACAAAUUUUAAUUCAACGAUAUAUCAACUUUUAGUUUAAGGAUAUAGCAAUUUUAUUAGAUCUGUAUCUAUUGGGGAUAUAUUUAUAUGAAUGUCAACGGUUUAUUGUUUACUAUCAUUCACUGAUAACAUAAUAAUCUAGUAAGUAUUUCAAAUUAAGUACCCUAGUUAAAGGGUUACUUUCAUAAGAAAAGUUGACAAGAAUACUUACUUCAAGGAGUUACCAACCCGAUCAUAAUUUAUUUACGGUGAUGGGACAAUAUAAAACUCACGGUUUCUGUCAAAUUCCUCCUCUUCUUCUUCUUCUUCUUAUCAUCAUUUGUGUUUUGCUUUUGUUUUUCGGUUAUAUAAACUUUAUUUACAAAACGGAAUCCAUACCGAAACUGUUGCAGGUUAGAUUGAGCUCCUGUAGACAUUUAGACCGUUGAUGCAAUACUAUGGUAACGACAGUAAUUAUCUUUUUAUAAUAUCAGGAUUUUACUGUAUAAUCUUUUAGAAAAUACGCCUACAAAUAGUCUGGUGUUUCCCAGAGGAAUGCGAAAUUUUAUAGUAGAUUCAUCUAUAUAUGUACAUGUUUUAAAUAAAAUAUGAAUGAACAAACUCAUUUCUACUUUCAUUUC